AUGAAUUCGUGCCAAUGUAUUUAUUCCAUCGAUCCCAGUGCCCCCAAUGAUGCUGGCGAUAAAGUACGCGCAUUGAUGUUUGCACCAGCCCCCAACGUAGCGGAUGAUGGACGCCAUCUUUGGGUAGGUAUGCAGGACGGCGUGAUUAUGGUUUUGGAUUCCAUCACGGGCGCAAUCCUCGGUAAACGAACGACAAGCCACAGUCACGCUAUUUGUUUCAUCUUGCGAUAUCGCAACACGGAGAUGUGGACAUUGGACGAAAGCGGGAUCCUGAAUAUGUGGCCAGUGUUGACGGUCGAUUGCGAACGAAAUCAUCCCUUGGAAAUGACACCGCAAAAACAUAUGGUAGCGGCGCGCACGGUUGCGGCAUUGAUUGUGGGUACGAGUUUGUGGACUUCUUCAGGGCGCACGUUGGAUGUAUUUCACUUUGCGCAUCAUGGCAGCGAUUCACCUCAUAUUCGUAUUCCCAACGAUGUCGGGAACAUUACUCAACUGGUUACCGUCCCUUACCACAAGAAGCUGGUGUUUGCGUCGCAUGAUGAUGGGAAGAUUACAGUUUGGGACACCGAGACCGUGGAAAAAGUACAAGUGAUCACAAUUUCCAUGUAUGGCAUCUGUUCCAUGGCCGCCGCGGGCGAAUUCUAUUUAUGGACCGGGUACAAUACCGGCAUGAUUUACGUUUACGAUACGCGACCCGAAAAAUGGGUGGCGGUGAAAAUCUGGAAAGCCCACAAUACCGCCGUCACUACAUUGAUGGUGGACGAGUCGGGAUUUUCGCGCGACGAAAAAUCCAUGCAAGUCAUCAGUGCCGAUUCAAACGGAUGUGUAGCUACAUGGGAUGGUCUGUUGACCGAGACCUGGCAAGAUGCGCAACUGGAGAAACACGUACGCGAUUACUGCAGUUACAGGAAUGUUCGUGUUGCCAUUUGUUCUUGGAAUAUUGAUGCGAAUAAACCGGAGAAACUCGUCGGAAAUGACAACGACAAAAUUUAUGAAUGGCUCGGUCAAAUGGAUGACCCGGAUAUUAUCGUUGUCGGCAUUCAAGAAAUCGUUGAUUUGGAAUCCAAGAAACAAACUGCGAGGUCACUUUUUGCUUCGCGCAAAAAGAUUGAAACGUUGCAGGAAGCGGAAGAACUUUUGACGCAUCGGUAUCGACUGUGGCAUGAUCAUCUCGUACGGGUCAUUGGUGAUAAUUAUGGCGCGAAUGCUUACACGGUGAUCAAGACGGAUCAGCUUGUGGGAUUAUUCAGUUGCGUGUUUGUGAAAACGAGUGAAGUGAAUCGAGUCAUCAACUGCGACUCUACUCUGGUCAAGACGGGCAUGAAACUAAUGAACAAAAGUCUCCACGGCAACAAAGGCGGAAUUGCGAUCCGAUUCCUAUUCGACCAUUCAUCCUUGUGCUUUAUCAAUUGCCAUUUAGCUGCCGGUCAGUCUCACAGUCAGCAGCGAAACGCUGAUGCCGAAGGCAUUUUACAAACCGCCACGUUUCCGGAGCUUCGCGACUAUUGUGAUGUGUUUGCACACGGAGGGGACGGCACACUGGUAUUGGAUCACGAGCACUGUUUCUUGAGCGGUGAUCUGAAUUAUCGUAUCAACAUGACACGCGAAAAGGUGCUUCAGCUUCUGGCAAGCCAUGACAAGGAAAAGGCCUGGCGGACACUGCAGCAAAAAGAUCAAUUGCUUAUGCAAAGGAUCACCAAUCCAUUGUUCAAGUUACUCACUUUCCAGGAAGCCCCGAUUCAAUUCGAUCCAACUUACAAGUAUGAUCCAGGCACCGACUUUUACGACCGAUCAGAGAAGAAACGCAUUCCUGCAUGGUGCGACCGUGUUCUCUAUCGCAGCCGGCAUGCGCAAAACUUGUACUAUCAACGACACGAAGUGCGCGCCUCGGAUCAUCGACCUAUCAGCGCGGGAUUUGUGAUUCAAACAAAGAUCAUUGAUGGCGAGAAGCGAGACCAGUUAAUGGACAAGAUUGAAAUGGUGUGGCAAGACAGUCUGGAGCGACUAGUGAGGGAUAAGAAAGCACAAUAUGUGGCUGAUUACGAACUGUGCAACUUGCAAGAAGCACGUCAACUUCUCGAAACGAAGCACUGGGAUGUCCAGGAAGUGGUGAUGAAUUUGAGGAGUGCGAACUAA
Molecule: messenger RNA, 2136 nt
Organism: Radiomyces spectabilis
Lineage: Eukaryota; Fungi; Mucoromycota; Mucoromycetes; Mucorales; Radiomycetaceae
Product: Endonuclease/exonuclease/phosphatase
Exons: 3
Coding region: 1-2136 (711 amino acids)
Biological process (GO): phosphatidylinositol dephosphorylation
Molecular function (GO): phosphatidylinositol-4,5-bisphosphate 5-phosphatase activity; protein binding
Source: RefSeq, a predicted model, not a curated record